Molecule: messenger RNA, 1710 nt
Organism: Trachymyrmex cornetzi
Lineage: Eukaryota; Metazoa; Arthropoda; Insecta; Hymenoptera; Formicidae
Gene: Sqor
Product: Sulfide quinone oxidoreductase
Exons: 9
Coding region: 281-1681 (466 amino acids)
Cellular component (GO): mitochondrion
Molecular function (GO): sulfide:quinone oxidoreductase activity; FAD binding
Source: RefSeq, a predicted model, not a curated record
GCUUUAUGCGAGAAGAGGUCCUCCAAGGUCGCAAAAAUUUUCGCUCGUUGUGAUAAUGCACCAGACGUCACGUAUUGCAACGUGGACGGCGUACUUUCGAAGCUAUAAUUUUCGAUUAAUCUUUUUUCUCGAGUGGUUCGCAAUAUUACAAAAUGGAUAUGGAUGACGAACGAACAUAAGAAAUUAACCUAGAACAAUAGAUUCGAUCGUAUGUAAACAAGGCACUUGAAUCGUAUUUAUUCUCUAUACAGAAUCACAUAAUUGACUUUUAGAAUACAUCAUGUCUCAUCUACUGUUGUCUCGCAAUCUUACAUCGUUGUCAAGGUGUAUGUCGCUUAGAAAUGAAUGUAGGCAAAUCCAUCAUUCCUGCAAAAUCCUGGUGGUUGGAGGCGGUACCGCUGGCUGUUCGAUGGCUGCAAAACUGUCAAGAAAGAUCAAUAAUCCAGAGCAAGUUAUCGUGUUGGAACCCAAUGAUGUACAUUAUUAUCAACCCUUGUUUACUUUGGUUGGUGGUGGUAUCAGUUCUUAUGCAUCAUCGAAAAAGUAUAUGAAAGAUGUUUUGCCAAAGAAAGCGAAAUGGUUGAAAACUUCCGUCGUCGAAUUUCAACCAGAUACUAACAAAGUGUCAAUACAUCAUGGAGAUACUAUACAAUAUGACAUUAUGAUCGUUGCACUUGGUUUGCAAUUGUAUUGGGAUAAAAUUCCAGGUCUGUUGGACAGUGUAUAUGAUCCUGAUGCACAAGUAUGUUCUAUUUAUGGGCCCGACACUGUACCCCAUGUUUACCAGAAAAUAAAAAACACUAGACAAGGAACUGCGAUAUUCACGUUACCGAAUACUCCGGUUAAAUGCCCAGGUGCACCUCAAAAGAUUGCCUAUAUUGCUGAGGAUUAUUACCGCAAUCACAAAUUGCGAAAUAACAUUGACGUUGUAUAUAACACUGCGUUGCCAGUUAUAUUUGGAGUUAAAAAAUACGCCGAUUCUCUCUGGGGCGUUUGUAAACAAAGAGACAUCACUGUCAAUCUUCAAACGAAUCUGGUAAAGAUAGACCCGAGCAAACGACAGGCCACGUUUCAGAAAUUAAACUCACCGGGAGAGACAUUAGUUCAGGAAUAUUCUCUCCUCCAUGUGACGCCUCCAAUGGGACCACCUACAGUUUUGAAAAAACAUCCAGGAUUGACUAAUGAAGCCGGAUUUCUCUGCGUUGAUUCUAAAACGCUACGACAUACGAAAUAUCCAAAUAUAUUUGGCAUAGGUGAUUGCACAAGUACACCAAAUUCUAAGACAAUGGCUGCAAUAGCUGCACAGGGAAAAGUGUUGUACCAGAAUAUAUUGGAUGAUUUGGCUGGCAAACCAAUGAUGAUGGCUUAUGAUGGUUACGCAUCAUGUCCAUUAGUUACUGGCUAUGGCAAGUGCAUUCUAGCAGAGUUUGACUAUAAUUUACAACCAAAAGAAACUUUUCCAGUGAAUCAAGGCAAAGAAUUUUACAUCAUGUUUUUGCUAAAGAAAUAUCUAUUUCCAUUUAUAUACUGGCACUUAAUGUUGAGUUUUUAUAUACAGAGGUUACUGGAACGGACCAGAAUUCUUCCGCAAACUUACGAAGAUUCUAAAGAAGGAUUAGUGUUCGUCGAAGAGAAAUAUGCUCCGUGCCUUUUUCCGCAACUAACAAUAAGUAAAGAAUGACGCUGUGUCUCUAGUUAAAGAUCGCUACA